This is a messenger RNA of Polypterus senegalus (gray bichir), 2678 nucleotides long. RefSeq names its product deoxynucleoside triphosphate triphosphohydrolase SAMHD1-like. Bases 19 to 990 code for a protein of 323 amino acids. Gene Ontology annotation, molecular function: dGTPase activity. The transcript has 15 exons. The record is from RefSeq and is a predicted model, not a curated record. Lineage: Eukaryota; Metazoa; Chordata; Cladistia; Polypteriformes; Polypteridae. Gene Ontology annotation, biological process: dGTP catabolic process.
UUCAGACAGCAUUAACAUAUGGAGAAAUACCAGACUCUUACAGAUAAUGUCUACUAUGAAAUACUGUUUUACAAAGGCGAAGAAAAUGACAUGAAAAAGGCCAAAGAAAUCUUACAGAGGAUUGAAAAAAGACAGCUGUAUAAGAUGGUGACUGAAGUUCUCCUUGACCAAGAUGGAACGGGUGACCAAAAAUUAGAAGAGUUGAAACAGAUGGCUUUCGACAUGUUUAUUUUUCAGGAUAAAAAAAAAUUAUUUAAGCUGAAAAAACACUUGACAGAGAAGGUCCCAGACAUGUUUGUUUUUCAGGAUAAGAAAGAAGAAAUUUAUAAGCACUUGACAGAGCCAUUCUCAGACAUGUUAAAUUCUAAGGAUGAAAAGAAAUCAAAAGAGGCGAAGGAUUACAUGAAACAGGUCUAUGAAAUAUUUACUCAUCAGGAUAAAAAAAUAUUAGAAGACAUGAAAAAUUACUUGACAGAGGUCUCAGACACGUUUAUUGCACAGGAUAAACACAAAAUAGAAGAGAUUAAAAAAUACUUGACAGACAAGAUCUCAGGUGUUUUUAUUUUUCAGGAUGAAGAAAAGCACAAUCAGUUGACAGAGAUGAUCUCCAAGAUUAAUCCUGAGGAUAUAAUAAACACAUUAGAAGAGAUUAAACGUUACUUGGCAGAUGAGGUCUCAAACAUGCCUACUGUACAGGAUAAAGUGAAAUUAGACAGUUUGAUAAAAGACUUGAAAAAGAAGGCCUCAGACAUGUUUAUUGUACAGACUUUCAAAAUUGACUGUGGCAAGGGCAUGGAGGAUCCUAUUAAGGAUGCUGGAUUCUACAACCUAGAAAAUCCCAAUGUUGCAGUACAAAUUGAUCGUAAUCAGGUUUCCCGAAUGCUACCAGCAACCUUCUGUGAAGAAGUUCUUCGUGUUUACUAUAAAGGAAAAGACCUGGAUACUGCUAAGAAGAUCGUCAAGGAGUGGCAGAAGAAGUACUGGAGAUGAUAAGAACAUCCGUCCCACUCUCAGUGUGAAGAUACAACAAGUCACCAAUCAGCUGCACGCUUUUCCAGAUUUUUUUUGCAGAAGGGCUAUCCCAGCUCAUCAUUCCGUUUGGACUGUUAGGCUUUCUCUUGUGGAUGUUCAGCUCUGUACUCCUCAGCACCAGUCAUAUUAUCUCCAGUGUCCUGCAGUCACCCAGCAUUGUCAUAUUUUAUUAAAUUCAAUUAGCCUUUGCAAAAAAGUAAUAAACUCCAGCACAUUCUGUUGAUAAACAGCAUGGCAGCUUGUGAUCUGAUCAGACUGUCUUUAAUAAUAGCAUUGUGUGUGUUUAUUGGCCUGCUAAUACAGAAGUUACAGUGAACCAGUUCAAGUUCCAAAACCUUCUCCAUAUCUUUAAAAUGUAUUCUGAUUAUUUUUUUUUUAUUUUUAAUGGCACCAGAAUGAACAUAUCAGACACACCACCUCAAUUUAAUAUGGGGUCUUUCAAAGAGCACAUUCUUACGGGAUCCUUUACAAAUCACACACCUUUAAUACUUAACGGUGGUCCAGUUAGAAGACCUGCGGUUUUUUGAGGAGAGAUCAGUCUAGACAACACAAACAAUACCAAACACCAAACUCCAUUUUGGUAAAUUUAUAUGAAUAAAACAAUGGCUUUAUUUUUUAGAUGUAUACCCAGUAGGCUUUGUGAAUUAACUCUGCUAUCUGAAUAUUCUUCUGAUUUUCUCUGCAUUGCAAACCUUUUUCUCUUAGCCAAAUAGUCCAUCAGGUUAACCAAUAUUUUACAAUAUUGAAACAAUUUUGAUGAGAACAACUCAAAAAGGUUGUCAAUCAUAUUCACAUAAUUCCUUUAAAAUGGCAUCAAGGUAAAGAUACCUAAAGUACUAUUCUACAGCUUUGUAACGUUUUCCAUAUGUCCAUAGUUCUAUGUGUUAAGUAAGUCUAACAUCUGUGGAAGUUUCAUUCUGUGUCUCCGUGCUCUUGAUUAUUUUUAGUUUCAGAAUAAAGAGGAUCGGAACCUUUCCUAACAGCAUUAGGCAUGAAGUAGCAACCAACAGAUACAGUACAUCAUUAUACAUUCCUUCAUUUUGUGAACAUGAAUAUCCUAGCAGCAUUUAGAACAAAUGGGGAACCAGCCUUGGAAAGAGAGCCAGUCCAUUACAGUCACUAACACCUUCAUCCAGAGUUAAUUUAGUAGCACCAUUUAAUCCAACCUAUAAAGAUUUAAUGGACACAGAGAAGAUGUGUGACAGGAUAUGAACUCAGCCACCUUGAGCUUUCAGGCAGCAGUACUAACUACCAUACCAACCCUUUAAUAGGAAUAAGUCAUUGUAAAUGCCUGUGUAUACUCACCUUCACUUGUUCCACCCUGGGCUAUGACACUGAACUACAGAGAAAAACUCAGAUCGGAGAAUCUCUAGGGGACAAAUAAACAAAACAACAGUCUGUCUGUCUACAAAGGCCGUACUCACAAAUGGCUAAAUCUGUUUGGCAAAUAAACUACAGCUCUUAUUGGUCUGAUGUUGCAGGUUAUUGCUUAACCUUUAAUGUGUCAUGUGACAAUUGCUCUGAUAAAGUGGCUACAUAAUUUAUUAUUUGAAUCAAAGUGUCAAAAUUUUAUUCACAUGUAGGUUAGGUGCAUUGGCGAUCCUAAAUUGUCCCUAGUGUGUGCUUGGUGUGUGUGCGUGCCCUGC